Messenger RNA from Paramisgurnus dabryanus, 6637 nucleotides. RefSeq names its product membrane associated guanylate kinase, WW and PDZ domain containing 3a (gene magi3a). Gene Ontology annotation, biological process: signal transduction. Gene Ontology annotation, molecular function: protein binding. The record is from RefSeq and is a predicted model, not a curated record. Gene Ontology annotation, cellular component: cell-cell junction; cytoplasm. NCBI's taxonomy places the organism in Eukaryota, Metazoa, Chordata, Actinopteri, Cypriniformes, Cobitidae.
UCUGUACAUUGGCGUAAACGUGCGCCACUGAUAGUUAAUGCUCUCGUUCGUUAGCGAGGUUAAAAUGACUGCAAAGUUGAAAAGCUGUGCUUUAAAUCCUCACAGACGGGACAUCGAGCACUGACAGCUCUACGCACACAACAAAAGGACAUUUCGCAGAGAAAUCAAAGCUCACUGGAUAGUGGACCAUAACCUUUGUCGGGUAUUCCCGAUCCAGGUAAUUGUUCUUCGUUUCCCGUGAACGCGCCGGUAGCUGAUGUCAUAAAACAGGUGCGCAUACGCAAGUUAACAACAGAGUCGCCCUAGGAUUACAUACAGUACGGAUGUACAUGUUUUUUCAGCCGUUUCAUUUAUCAACUGGUAUUACGCAGCGAUUUAAGGCUGUAUUAUUUGUGUUUGGCGGGAUAAAGUAGGCUGUCCUGCCUCGGACGGUCACGUAUUGUUUUUCCACGUCUUUCUUUCCUAGAAAGCGUUUGUUUGGAUCGUUUGACGCUUUCGUUUGAGGGCGAUAUUUGUCGCUACUACUCGGUUUAGGCAAUGAAGAGUCUUAAUACGUUCGCUUGAGCUUUUACAUGGACGACACUGAAUUCAUGAAUUUACACUGGGAUAUUUGAGAACGCGAGCGAUGUUGGCUCUGAAGUUUUGAAUACAUUUUCGACCAAGAGAUGGAAUUCGCACCGCUGUGCGUUACAGCGCUCUGAAUUGGAAAUAUAAGGAAAUAACCUGUUUGUUUUUAAAAGACUCAAGGAUUAAACAUGUCCAAGACCCUGAAAAAGAAGAAACAUUGGUCCGGUAAAGUGCAGGAGUGUGCCGUGUCGUGGGGUAACGCCGGGGAGCUCAGCGCCGUGCUGGAGAUAUGCGGCGGAGCCGAGCACGGAGAGUUCCCGUACCUGGGACAGGUGUUGUCGGACGCGAUCGUGUGCCAUGUCGGCCGGUUGCCCUGUCCGGGAGACGUACUGCUGGAGGUGAACGGCACGCCUGUCAGCGGACUGACAAACCGAGACACCCUCGCCGUCAUCCGCCACUUUCGCGAGCCACUCCGUCUGAAGACUGUAAAGCCAGGUAAAGUGUUGAAUACAGAUCUGCGUCACUACCUCAGCCUGCAGUUUCAGAAAGGCUCCUUGGACCACAAGCUUCAGCAAGUGAUCAGAGAUAACCUGUACCUGCGCACCAUUCCCUGUACCACAAGGCAACCUCGUGACGGGGAGGUUCCAGGAGUGGACUAUAAUUUCAUCAGCGUUGGGGAGUUUCGUGUGUUGGAGGAGAGUGGACUGCUGCUGGAGAGUGGAACCUAUGAUGGUAAUUAUUAUGGCACCCCAAAGCCUCCAGCAGAACCCAGCCCAGUCCAGCCAGACCUGGUGGACCAGGUUCUGUUCGAUGAGGAGUUUGACACAACACAGCGCAAACGCACCACCUCCGUCAGCAACAUGGAAAGAAAGGACAGCGCAGCUCCCGAGGAAGAGGAUGAGGAUGAAAGGCCACCUAUGGUGAACGGACUCACAGAACACAAAGAGGGACCCGAGUGGAGGAGGGCUGUGCCCAGCUACACUCAGUCCAGCAGCAGCAUGGACUUCCGCAACUGGAACAGCCUGCCACGUGAUGAGAGCCAAGAUCCUUUACCCAAAAACUGGGAGAUGGCCUACACAGAGACGGGCAUGGUCUACUUUAUCGAUCACAAUUCCAAGACUACAACCUGGCUGGAUCCACGACUGGCAAAGAAAGCGAAGCCGCCAGAAAAGUGUGAAGAUGGAGAGCUUCCAUAUGGUUGGGAGAAGAUUGAAGACCCGCAGUACGGGACUUAUUACGUGGAUCAUAUCAAUCAGAAGACUCAGUUUGAGAAUCCGGUGCUGGAGGCCAAGAAGAAAAUCAGUCAGGAGUCUCCAUCCAUCCAGCCAACAGCAGGGACCACAGAACCAACACCCACAAAUGAAGCUGGUUUGAGGGGAUUUACACGGGACCCAUCUCAGUUGCAAGGGGCCAUUCUGCGAACAACGCUGAAGAAAAGCCUGCAGGGCUUCGGGUUCACCAUCAUCGGUGGAGAUCGACCAGACGAAUUCCUGCAAGUGAAGAACGUCCUGAGAGAUGGACCGGCUGCGCAAGAUAACAAAAUUGCUUCGGGUGACGUUAUUGUAGACAUAAACGGUGCAUGCGUGCUGGGCAAGACCCACGCAGAUGUGGUGCAGAUGUUCCAGUCCAUUCCCGUGAAUCAGUACGUAGACAUGGUGCUGUGCCGUGGGUACCCGUUGCCACCAGACACCAGUUCCAGCGAGGAGGGCGCAGGGGACAUGAUGGCCGGUAUGCCAGGGUUGGAUGGUCAUUCAAACGGCACACCCUCCCCGCAGGAUCUUCAUUAUUUAAACACUGAGGGAAGACACCCAGCUGCAGUAAUGCCCAAUGGCCGUUACCCGGAUGCUGGGGAGACCACACUGCUGCAGCCAGAGCUGGUCAGCGUGCCUCUGGUGAAGGGGCCAAGCGGAUUCGGCUUUGCCAUUGCGGAUUGUCCGCUGGGUCAGAAGGUUAAGAUGAUUCUGGAUGCGCAGUGGUGUCGAGGCCUGCUGAAAGGGGACGUUAUAAAGGAAAUAAAUAGGCAGAAUGUACAAACGCUCAGCCAUGCGCAGGUGGUGGACAUCUUGAAAGACCUGCCUAUGGGCAGUGAGGUCAACGUGCUGGUGCUCAGAGGAGGUCAAACAUCUCCAGUGAAGUCUCUGAAACCUAUAACACCUGCUAUACCCAUAACCCAAAAGCAGGACAUUCCCACCAGCUCCAUCAGCACUGAAACCCCAGCUCCGGCUGAGCCCGCCCCACAGUCCCUCCCCUUCCCACCUCAUGUCAUCCGCUCCAGCUCACCAAAACUGGACCCGUCUGAGCUCUACCUCAAGUCUAAAGCCCUGAUGGACAGCAAGCCUCCUAACACUAGAGACCUGGAUGUGUUCAUCAAGAGGAACCAGGAGACUGGAUUUGGGUUUAGAGUGCUGGGUGGAGAAGGGCCGGAUCAGCCAGUCUACAUUGGUGCCAUCGUACCUCUGGGCGCCGCUGAGAAAGACGGACGAUUGCGGGCCGGCGAUGAGCUCAUCUGUAUCGACGGCGUUCCAGUCAAAGGCAAAUCUCAUAAACAAGUCCUGGAGCUCAUGACCAACGCUGCCCGCAACGGCCAGGUGAUGCUGACGGUGCGCAGAAAGCUCACUUUUCCAGGAGAAAGAGAGGAAGAUGACACCGCACAGCUUCAGGGUCCACAAGCCCCUGCGCUAGUAAACGGCUCACCUAAACCACCUCACAUCGAAUUGCCCAGCUACAGUCACCCUCAACCCUACGACGUCACCCUGCAGCGCAGAGACAACGAAGGCUUUGGAUUUGUCAUCCUCACAUCUAAAAACAAGCCUCCACCAGGAGUGAUCCCCCAUAAGAUCGGUCGUAUCAUAGACGGCAGUCCCACCGACCGCUGCGGACGUCUCAAAGUGGGCGACCGCAUCUCUGCCGUUAAUGGCCAGUCGAUUAUUGAUCUGUCACACAACGACAUCGUCCAGCUUCUCCAAAAGCGCGGAUGGAGUUUAAAAAUGUGUGUCCGCCACGCUCAUAAUCCUAUUUAUUUUUCAGAACACAGCAGCCCCCCGUCAGCCACCAGUUCAGCAAAGCAGAGCCCAGCCACCCAACACAGAGCUAUGGGACAGCAACCCGUCAGUCCAGAUGACAGGAACGGCACGGAGACAGAGGACAGGAAGGACAUGGCCCGAGCCGAAUACAAAUCCCUGCCUCAGGGUGAGAUGGGAACUGUCACCUCAGGGCCGAAGCAGGGUUGCUAUCCGGUGGAGUUGGAGAGAGGACAGAGAGGUUUCGGAUUCAGUCUGCGGGGAGGGAAGGAAUAUAACAUGGGUCUCUUUAUCCUCAGAUUGGCUGAAGACGGUCCUGCUCUUAAAGAUGGCAGGAUACACGUAGGAGAUCAGAUUGUCGAGAUCAAUGGUGAACCCACACAGGGCAUCACACACACACGGGCUAUUGAGCUCAUCCAGGCUGGAGGAAGUAAAGUCUUGCUGCUUCUGAGACCUGGACUGGGUCUGGUGCCUGAUCACAAUGUUAAGGAUAUGACUACAGGUUCAUCUGCAAACUCUCCACGCUAUUCUGCAUCCAGUGAACCAUCAAUACCAGCAUCUCCAUCCCCCGUUUCUCGCUCCGAGAUAAACCCAUCUCCAUAUGAGAUCUUCUAUGACCCGAUGGCUGCUUCUCACGGGCUCCAACCACAUUAUAGAGAUGCCAUACAUCAAAAUAAAACAAAUGACUCAAGCAUGCCUCGUGACAACAACGACAACUUUGCUAUGUACCGAACACUGGAAAGACCACGCUCGGAUGAGAACGAACGCUCGCGCAGUCCAAAAAAAUCUGAGAAGAAAAACACUCCAGAUAUGGAGAACAAGUACGAUAACCCUUAUGGGAACAGGGAGAGAGAUCGAUCCCCCAGCCCCAGGAAAGGUAAGAAGGAGCGGGACACUGGGAUCAGACAGGAAGCACCUCAAAAAGGGGUUGGGGGGCAGAAGCCUAACUCUGGAAUGAUCAAAGAGAGGAGAUACAAGGAAGAAGACACUAUGCAAAGGCAUGACAGGGAAACCGGAGAGACGAAGCCUGACGUCAGAUACCAUAGGGACGAGAUAGCUGAACCAUUGAGAUCUGGUUUCGAGAGCGGUACCCUUGGCAGAAAGGACCCUAGAGGAAGAGAAUGGGAACCGAACGAGAGCAGAUCCGAAGGGAAAAGCGGACCUAGGGGUUCUAGCAGUGCUUCUCAAGAGACUUCCCACAACGGGAAUCCUUCCAGCAAGAAAGCCCCUAUAACCCCAGGACCCUGGAAAGUCCCAAGCUCUGCCAGGAUUCAACCUCCGGUGCAUGGAGUCUAAUAAGUUUAAGGGUGAUCAGAAUUGGCAAAGCAGUUAAAAAACAGAUUCUUGUGAAUCAGUGUAAUUUUUCAUUUUUGUAUGAUUCUUAUCAAAUUGCAUCUACACUGUUAACAUGCAUUAUUUUAUUCAGUGUUCGGAAAAUACUUUUUGCUCGUCUAAGAUGGUCCAAUUGUCCCAUCUACAAAAUAAGAGCCAUCGGUUUUGUUUUGUGCCAAUCGGACUGCAGUGAUGUCGCCCUGCUCCUGUGAAUCGCGUUAGGUGUGAUGAAGUUGGCUUAAAAAUGAAGGAUGUUUUUUUUUUCUGUGAAGGUUUAAAACUGUGGUGUGUACAGUCUGUUACUCUGUAUUAAUUCUUCAGCAUGUCCGUACAGCUUUUUAAUUUCCCAUGAUUCUUUGUCUACAAGAUCGAGUCCAGUCAUAUGUUCACUUUGUGUGUAGGCUGUGCAUUAAUCGGUUUUGCACUGAAUGAUCAUUUUCUUUUAAGAUCAGCACAUAUCCAUCUUUAAAAGACCAGACACUUGUGGUUAAAUAUGUUGUUUACUAUCUGUGAGUUUUUAUGAAGACGCAUAUGUAAUUUGUUGAAAUUAUUACAAUAUAAACAUAUACUGUAUAUGUAUAGAUAUUUGUAACCAUUCUGAGCCAGAUCACUUAUUAGUGUUCCAGCUUGCUGAUAAUAUCUUAGGCUUCAUACCAAGUACAGUUUAAAGGUAUGUAUUUUUUCACAGUGCUGUAGCUUUUACAGUUAUUCUCGGUGGACCAUUUAGCAAGGUGUGUACAUUUGGGGUAAAUUCAGGAUCAUUCGAGUGAAGCUGAAAUGGGAGAAAAUCAGAUAUAUUUUUUCAUACUAUCCAAUCGAACAUAUAUUAUUUUCCUAUUCUCUUAAGCACAUUUCACUUUUUGAUCAAAUAUAUUUUGACACCUCAACAUGGGGAGUUUAUUUUCAUUAAGUGUCUUAACACAUCUGUACCUUACAGAUCAUCCUAUCAGAUGCUCGUCUUAUACCCAAGGGAAAUGUAGCUUUCUUUGUCAUCACGUCUAGAUACGUUUCAAGAUUGUCCUGAAACGUAUUAAACAUGGUGGAUUUUAUUUUUAUAAACUUAAAGGGAUAGUUCACCCAAAAAUGAAAAUUUUUGGUCAUUAUUUCUACAUCCUACGUGUUUUUUCGUUGUUGUUGUUGUUUUUUAUACACAAAUUAUGACAUAUUUUCAUUUUUGGGUAAACUAUCUAUUUAAGAUACAAUGGUUAUGCUAUUGAUCUUCCUGUGUCUGAUAUCUUCUAUCAUAACAGUAUUUUUUUAAAAGUACAGCAAACAUUGAGUCUCUUAUGGUCAUAAAUGCAUCAGUAAAACAUUACAUAUACUGCAAUGACUGAUUCAAUGAUUUGUCAUGAUGAAAAAAAUGUGAAUACUUGCUUCUUGAUCAUUAAUCUCUGCUGUUUUUGUAGCUUGUUUCUCUAGUGCAUCUCAUGUCAUGAGGUUGUAUGUAUGAUACUGUGGCCUUGCAUUGCUUUAUCUUACACAAAAAGCCUUGUGGUCUCUACAUUGUGGUAGUUGUAAAUGUUUAUAAAACAAUGUACAGCACCUGUAAAAAAACUGCUUUCGUGAGGGGAAAAAGAAAUAAAAUCUAUAAAUCGCUCCAUUAUUUUUUUAAGUAAUUGAGAGUAUGAGCAUAUAUAUAGAGAGAGUGGUUACAGAAAUGAAUCUGGUCAUGAUGGUCUGUUCAUGCACUGAUAAAUAAAGAUUUACUGAUAUAAAAA